Messenger RNA from Soboliphyme baturini, 885 nucleotides. The record is from the annotation of a GenBank genome assembly. NCBI's taxonomy places the organism in Eukaryota, Metazoa, Nematoda, Enoplea, Dioctophymatida, Soboliphymatidae.
AUGUAUUUGUUUGUGACGUUCAUAAGAAAUAACGACAGUCGAGCUCCGGUUUGUGAAGGAAGAGGCGAAUGCGACUGUGGCCGCUGCGUGUGCGCGAAACGAGAGAAUAUGAACGAAAUUUACUCUGGCCAAUUUUGUGAGUGCGACAACUUCAACUGUGCGAGACAUAACAAACGGAUUUGCGCUGGACACGGCGACUGCGUAUGUCAGCAGUGCAAGUGUCAUCCAGGAUGGACGGGUCGAGCGUGCGAGUGUCCGAUCAGCCAGGAGAGCUGCCGAGCGUCCAACGGUAAACUCUGUAACAACAGAGGAAAGUGCAUUUGCGGUGUCUGCAAAUGUUCAACCGAUCCGGAGGGUAUUCGAUACAGUGGUCCUACCUGCGAAAUCUGUCCGACAUGUCCAACAAAGUGUGUCGAAUACAAGCCAUGUGUCAUGUGUCAACAGUUCAAAACCGGGCCUUACAACGUGUCAACUUGCGCUCAGUGCCCUUUCACUGUCAUUCCGGUGGAUAAACUGCCUGAACUGGAAAAGAAUCGAACUGCCGUCAGCUGUCAGUUCGUCGAUCAGGCCGAUGAUUGUACUUUUUACUUUAAGUACGAGUUGAACGAAGACAGCGAUAACGUCACGGUGUGGGUGCAAAAGAAGAAAGAUUGUCCGCCUCCGGUACCCGUGUUGGCAAUUGUGCUCGGCGUUAUUGCGGGCAUUGUACUGAUUGGCUUGGUGCUACUACUUAUUUGGAAACUUUUAACUAUCAUUCAUGACAGAAGGGAGUACGCGCGUUUCGAAAAGGAGCGGCUUAUGGCUAAGUGGGACACGGGCGAGAAUCCGAUAUUCCAUCCGGCCACCACCACGUUCAAAAAUCCGGCUUAUGGCAGUAAAAUGUGA